CUCAACUCAACCCCUUAUCUCGUCAAGUUCACUUCAAUAUAUCCGCCCUACACACCAUGGCCGUAGCUCCAAAAUUCGCAGCUCAUGUCCUGGGCAGUGUCGCACAUCCCGUUCACACUCUCGAGAUCUAUCUCGACUACGUCUGCCCGUUUUCUGCAAAACUCUUCAAGCGAGUGUACAACGACGUGAAACCAAUUAUCGACUCUAAAUUCCCCAACAAAGUCCAAAUCAUCUUCAGACAACAGGUCCAGCCAUGGCAUCCUAGUUCCACGCUCACCCACGAGGCAGCGCUCGCCGUGGAACGAGUCCACCCGGGUUCCUUUUGGAAGUACUCUGCUGCCAUCUUCGAGAACCAGGUCGACUUCUUCGACGUCAACGUCGUUAACGAAACAAGAAACGCGACUUACAAGCGUCUCUCUGCCCUGGCUGCUCCCCUGGGUGUUGACGAGCAACAAGUCUACAGACUCUUGGCGGUCGCCGACAAGCCCGUCAACGGCGCAUAUAACUCCGGUAACCAGGUCACGAACGACUUGAAGCUGCACGUCAAAGCCGCGAGGUUGGUUGGUGUGCACGUUAGCCCUACCGUCAUCUUUGACGGGAUUAUGGAUAAUUCGAUUUCGUCCGGCUGGGAUGUUGACCAGUGGGGGGAGUGGUUGGUGAAGAAUGUUGUUUGAGCGGCGGUGAUCCACACAACGUACCGUGGUGUAUAAGGCCUGGAGCGGUGAUGGUUGGAGUAGGCACCUGUGCUAGUCUGCUCGGAUUGCAUGGCCACAACUCCGAUCUGUUGAUAGCACACAUCUCAAUUGAUGGAAUAAUAUACAACUC
This is a messenger RNA of Tuber melanosporum (Perigord truffle), 825 nucleotides long. RefSeq lists its product as uncharacterized. The transcript is spliced from 7 exons. The coding region runs from base 57 to 674 and encodes 205 amino acids. NCBI's taxonomy places the organism in Eukaryota, Fungi, Ascomycota, Pezizomycetes, Pezizales, Tuberaceae. The record is from RefSeq and is a predicted model, not a curated record.